AUGUCUCUCCUUCAGUUCCUGCGACAGGCUCGUCAAGUGCACCACCAGUUCGUCUCGGGUGCCUUAUCCGAUUCCCCUAUCUAUGUGAUCGGCAAUUCAUCUGCCGACCUUGACUCCAUCAUAUCAGCAAUCAUCUACUCCUACUGCGCGAACAACCGCCUCCCAAUUCAGUCUCCAAGACCCCAUAUUCCAUUGUUGAACCUGCCCAAUGUACCUGCAGGUCCAGAACUUGCCCGCCUUCGACCGGAGUUUGUCACUGCAUUAUGGUCAUCUACAAACUUCCCCGCUCUGAGGAAGGAGGAGAAAUUCGAGAACACCCAGCACUCAGCGGGGAGCUUCCUACAUGAGCAUAUCGUGACUGUUGCCGACUUUGCACAGUCCCUCCAAGAUCAGAAAGUUCUGAAACAGAUAAUUACCGAGGCGACAUUGGUGGACUGGAAUGCAUUGCCAUGCCCUUCGAAAAAUGAUAAGGGAUUUGGAUCCCUCACCGGUUUGUCGGGUGUCUCUUUUCGGGCAUUGGGGUGCAUCGACCAUCAUAUCGAUGAGGGCUAUAUGCCCAGUGCAGAUUCUCUUCCCAAGAACCAACCUCUGAUCAUUCAGCCCGGACCUGGCUCGUGUGCAUCUCUUAUCGUUAGAGAACUCCAGCAACGAGACCUUUGGGCGGAAGACGCAGCAGAAAUGACACAGCUUGCGAAACUCGCCCUUUCCGCAAUCUUGAUUGAUACAUCGAAUCUGACUGCUGAGGGGAAGGUGACUGAUGUAGAUCGUGAGGCUGUUCAUUCCCUGCAGAGCCAGGUUGAGAGACAACAUGCGGUCUCAGCCACUGAGCUCAAAUGGGAGGUGGACGAAUUCUACGAGGCUGUGUUCAACGCUAAGAAAGAUAGCCUUGACCUACUUACAGUAGAGGAAGUGUUAGACCGUGACUACAAAGACUGGACUGAGACAUCACAGUCCUCCGGAAAGAGUGUCAAAAUCGGUUUCUGUUCGUCAGUCAAACCCAUCAGGUGGAUUGUGCAGAAAGCGGGCAAACCGGACCAAUUCCUACACGCGGCACGCUCGUUCGCGGCCUCUGCUGAGAAAGAUUUGGACAUACUUGUCGUUAUGACGGCGUUCACUGCGAAAGACGGCCAGUUCUGCCGAGAGCUGUUCAUCGGCGUAGCGCGUGAGAACGAGGCAGCUUUAGAAGGUGCAAAGGCAUUUUUCGAGCAAGCGUCUUCUCAGCUUGGAUUGAUUGAUUGGUCCCCGCUAGAUGCCGAGGACAUCCCUGACUCCACGGGAGAUUGCUCCUCUGCGUUGAAUGCAGAUUCACCCCUCUGGAGGAGAUUGUGGGUGCAGACCAAUGCCGCUGGAAGUAGAAAACAAGUUGCGCCUUUGCUGCGGACAGCUGUGGCUAAAUUGUAA
Molecule: messenger RNA, 1401 nt
Organism: Penicillium olsonii
Lineage: Eukaryota; Fungi; Ascomycota; Eurotiomycetes; Eurotiales; Aspergillaceae
Source: the annotation of a GenBank genome assembly